AUGGAGAGUGAAGAACGACUUCACAAUUCUACAGUCCCCUGCGAACGUAUUUUUAUUCAGCGAGAUUAUUCCUCUGGUACAGCAGUACGUUUUCAAACUCUGCCUAUGCCACUUCAACUUCGAGGUCGUAUUCCUCCCAAUCGGUAUGCUGAUGCAAUUGCUCGUUUAAACAAAUUAUUCGAUGAAGCUGAAACGAUAACAUCUGCUGUCUGCUUAGAAAAUCUGUUCGGGUGUUUAACGGCAUACUUGAUAUUUUUAUGCAUGAAAACGCAUUAUGAUAAAGUGUUGCACAAAGUCACAUUAGCUGUUGCUGAUUUAAAUGAGAAACUGUUUCUACCGAAUGGACUGCUUAUGAUUGAUCCAUCUGAACGUGGACUUAGAGUUAUAGAAUUAUGCAUAUUCCAUUCGCAAUGA
Molecule: messenger RNA, 414 nt
Organism: Heterobilharzia americana
Lineage: Eukaryota; Metazoa; Platyhelminthes; Trematoda; Strigeidida; Schistosomatidae
Source: the annotation of a GenBank genome assembly